AUGCAAGAAGAAGAGACUCAGGGCCUCAGUCAUCUGAUGGGGCCUCCUCACCAAGGGCCCUCAGGGGCCUCUCAAUGCCGUCUCUUCCUAAGGGCUACCAGGGGCCCCAGCAGCAGCCAACUCCAAAGCAGCAGCAGCAGCAGCAGCAGCAGCUGCAGCAGCAUCAGCAGCAGCAGCAAUAGCAUCUCUGAGGGGCAGACGAAGCCGAGACGACGCGGGAAACUCAGCCCCAGGGGGGCCCCUUCGAAGAGGGGGGGCCCUGAGGACAAGGGGGCCCCUGGAGAUAGGGGGCCCCGUUCUCCUCAGGGGGCCCCCGGACACAGGGGGCCCCCUGAGGUGGAGGGGGCCCCUGGAGACGAGGGGCCCCCUGAAGUCGGGGGGCCCCCUGUGCCUUCUGGGGAGGGCAUUGAAUGUAUGAGGAGUCGGAGGCAUAAACAGUCUCCUAAGAGCAGAGACUGUCUCCGCGUAGCACCUUCAGCUAGAAGCCCUUGGGGAGGAGACAGUACCCAAAGAGGAGACAGUCUCCUCCCCGAAGGAGACAGUCUUCAGAAAGGAGACAGUCUCCUUUACAAAGGAGACAGCCUUCAAAGGGGAGACUGCAUGCAAAGAGGUGACAGUCUCCUCCCUCAAGGAGACAGUUCUCAAAGAAGAGACAAUAUCCUCGUAAACGGAGACAGUUCAGGGCGAGGAGGGAAUCUGCUGCUGCCCCAAGGAGACAGACCCCAAAGAGGAGAUAGUCUCCCCUCGCGAGGAGACAGUCUUCAGAGAGGAGACAGUCUCCUCUCUGGAGAAGACAACUGUCCCCAAGGAGGAGACAGUCUGCAGGGAGGAGACAGUAACCUCCAUAAAGGAGACAGUCAAGGAGGAGACAGCCUGCAAGAAGGAGACAGUCUCCUCUUUAAAGGAGACAGUCUCCGGCGAGGCGAGGGUGUACCCCCCAGUGGGCGACGAGGAGACAGUCUCCUUGCGAGUCCCAGGAGAGGAGACAGUUUAUUGAGGCCUCUUUGUCUGCACGAAUCUGCUGCUUCUGCCUCUGAUAGUGGAGGGACAGGAGACAGCUCUGCUGAAGGAGACUUAGCGCAGCGCGUAGCCUCGCGGCUGCGGCGUCUCUCUAUGCGUCUGCGAAAGAUAGAGCAGCAGGAAACAACUGGGGUGUCUCCAAGGAGACUAUUUGCUCCCCUGUCUCCUCGAUGUGCCUCUGCAACAAGCAGAAGAGACACUCAAGCAGGAGGAGACACCUCCACCACUACAACAGACAGCCGCUACGGCCUUAGUGCUCUAGCCCACUGUCUUGAUGAAUUGUUUGAAGAGGCUUCGCUUGCAGCAGCACAGUGUCACAGAUGGAGUGCCGCCGCGUCUCGCCAGAAGCAGCAACUCAACUCUGCCCUAGAAGAGAAUGAAAGGCUGCUAGCAGAGAAUCAGGGUCUAUACGAAGAGUUGAGCGCCACCAAGCAGAAGUGUUUAAACGCUGAGGCGGAGCUGCAGCAGCUCUUUAAGUAUAAGAAGUGUGAAGAAAAGCUCUUUGCUAGUCAAACGCAAGUGCAGCAGCUGCAGUUAGAGCUGCAGCGGCUGCAGCGGGGGUUUGAAGCUUUUGUGCGGGCACAUACAGCACAAGAAGAAGAAUUAAAACAAACAAAGGAGACAGCAGCAACACUCAAACAGCGUCUCCGCGAUGCAUGCGAGGAGCUGGCUCGGAGUAAACAAGCUGUCUCCUUACUCUCUGCCUCUCGUCAACAAGGGUUAGAGAGUUGCUCAGCCGGUAGAGGAGGGGCUCUGCGUGCGGGUGAGAAGAAUAAAGAAAAAGAUAUUAUGUCUGUCUCUAAUGGAGGUGAAGGGCCGAGAGGCUACUGGGGUGUCUCCGCGAGAUCUUCAGAGGACUCAACCGCUGUAGGGUCCCUCUUCUCAAAAGGAGACAGCUCCGAUUCGAGGAAGCUAGCAGCAGCAGCAACAGCAGCAGCAGCAGGAGGAGCAGGAGCAGCAGGAAGCGGCUGGCGUUACUCCCGCUAUAACAGUUUGCUGAGGGGCUAUAGCCUGAGACACAACCUAAGGGCUUCUUUGUCUCUUGAUCGGAUAGGGCCUCAUCCCCUGUCUCCUGUCUCCUCUUCAGGGUCUCCUCAGCACUGGCAUUGCAUGCGCUUUGCCUGUGCAGAAGCCAGCAGCAGCGCAGUAAGCUCUGCUUCUCAGCUGUCUCCUCACCCUACGGAGACACCUGUACACUCAAGACCCCGUACACCCCACGCCGGGCUGUCUCUCUUUGAAGAACUCGCAGCUACAGCCAAUGCAAAUACGCCUGCGGGGCCCCACACCCCAGCAGCUCCUGCUGCUGCUGCAGAGCAACAGCAACAGCAGCAGCAGCAGCAGCAGCAGCAGAAUGUGCAGGGAGAGGAGACAACCGAGGUGAAAAAGACAGCGCUGCAGCAGCUCCUAAGCAUCGCUGCACAGUCUCCUGUCUCCUUUCAGGAGCUGAAGGCUCAGGGUCUCAGUGCUGCGUGUCUCCUUGAGGUGUCUAAGCAGCGUAAGCGCCUGCGUGCAGCAGCAGCAGCAGGGGAGGGGAGACAGCAGCAGCAGAUCCCCGGCUCUGCAGCAACUGUCUCUUGCCAAGCCUGGCUGCUGUCUCCUUUGUCUAUGCGGCUAAAGGAGACACUUUUAUACAAACUCCCUGCUGCAGUUCAGCGCUGCUUGCAUUGGGCCUGGAGGGGUGCCCAUCCCCCGCAUGCAACGCAUGCAGCUUCUUUGCUGCAGCAGCAGCAGCAGCAACCCCCCAACUGGAUGCUGCUGGGGGCCUCACUGCAGUGUACGUACACCGUGCUAGUGCUGGCAGCAGCAGCUCUCGCCGCACUGUGGGUGCGGCUGGGGGAUCCCAGUACAGCCUGA
This is a messenger RNA of Eimeria acervulina, 2874 nucleotides long. RefSeq lists its product as hypothetical. The transcript is spliced from 6 exons. Lineage: Eukaryota; Apicomplexa; Conoidasida; Eucoccidiorida; Eimeriidae. The record is from RefSeq and is a predicted model, not a curated record. Bases 1 to 2874 code for a protein of 957 amino acids.